Durio zibethinus is the source of this 4571-nucleotide messenger RNA. The record is from RefSeq and is a predicted model, not a curated record. Lineage: Eukaryota; Viridiplantae; Streptophyta; Magnoliopsida; Malvales; Malvaceae.
GCAAGAUCUGACCAAAGUGCGAUCAAACAAGGAAAUGUUCCUGUUUCUGCAGUUUUCACUUCCUCAGCGUCGCAAGACUUCAACAAAACAGUCCUUGGAUCCUCCGUGGCUGUCUUUCUCUGUCUAAAAGGAGACGCCUCUUUUUGGUUUCACUUCCUCUCACUAAAACACCUCUAGUUCUCUGAGCGCUUUCCCUUUUCUUGAGCUCUUUCUGAUUCUCUGCAAACCUUUUCUCUGUUAUUAAACUGAGCUAUCUUUAGAACCCAAAUGUCAAAAUUUUUUCUUUUUUGGGAAUUUUUAUGAAAAUUGUUGCUUUUUAUAUCAUAACAAAGUCAUUUCACCAUCAGAGAUCCGUCUUUUGAGGGGGUAACAAUGAAGUCUUCAACUCGGCUUGAUUCAAUGGUGUUCCAACUCACACCAACCCGAACCAGGUGUGAUUUGGUGAUAUCUGCAAAUGGAAAGACAGAGAAAAUGGUUUCAGGUUUGCUUAAUCCAUUUCUUGCCCAUUUGAAGACUGCACAAGAGCAGUUGGCCAAGGGUGGUUAUUCAAUUAUACUUCAACUAGACCCCAGCAUUGAUGCAACUUGGUUCACAAAAGGAACGGCGGAAAGGUUUGUUCGAUUUGUGAGUACUCCACAGAUCUUGGAACGGGUGUAUACUGUCGAAUCUGAAAUUUUGCAGAUUGAAGAGACUAUUGCAAUUCAAAGCAAAAACAAUAUAGGAUUGAGUGCUGUAGAAGAACGCCAAGCAAAACCUUUGGAAAGCAUAGAAGUCAGCAGGGCUACACCAGAUUCCAACGAGGAGAAAGCCAUUGUCCUUUACACCCCUGGUGCACAGCCACCUGAAGUGAAUGGGUCUGCUGUGCAAGAAGGAAAUUCUAAAGUUAAACUUUUGAAAGUCCUGGAGACACGGAAGACAAUGCUGCAGAAAGAGCAAGGUAUGGCCUUUGCACGUGCUGUAGCUGCUGGUUUUGACAUUGACCAUGUAGCACCUUUGAUAUCAUUUGCUGAGAGUUUUGGAGCCUCUCGUUUGAGGGAUGCUUGUGUAAAAUUUACUCAAUUAUGGCAAAGAAAGCAUGAAACUGGCCAGUGGCUUGAGAUUGAAGCAUCUGAAGCAAUGUCUAGUCAAUCUGAUUUCUCUGCUAUGAAUGCAUCUGGCAUUGUGUUUUCCAAUAUGAUCAAUAAGCAGAAAGAGCUCAAGGAAGGAGGGCCUGAAAUUUCAGUAAAUAAUGGAAAAGCUGGUGUUGAGUCAAGUACAGAUGAGAAGCCUCCAAUUGAUCAACAGACCCCUGACCAUCAAGAAUAUUACAAGGGCCAGUUUCCACAUCCAAUGUUUCCUCCCUGGCAUAAACAUUCUCCACCAGGUGAUGUGCCAACCUUUCAAGGAUAUCCUAUGCAAGGCAUGCCCUACUACCCAAACCAUCCAGGAGGUAGCCCCUUCUUUCAGCGACCUUAUCCUUCAAUGGAGGAUCCAAGAUUCAGUGUUGGUCAAAGAAUACUGAAACGGCAUUCAAUGGAUGGCAGAGAUAGCCAUAAUGGAUCGGAUACUUGGGAGAGGGAGAGAGCAAAAUCUCAACAUGACGAGGAGUUGGAGAAUGAAACUUCACUUAGUCCAAAAUCAAGAAAGAAGAGUAGCAGGUCAGGUAAAAAGCAGUCAGGAAUGGUGGUCAUUCGGAACAUCAAUUAUAUCUCUUCAAAGAGGCAAAACUCUUCAGGUAGUGAUUCAUGGUUGCAUUCUGGCUCUGAAAUGGAUGAGGAUGAUGGAGAUACUGAGCAUAAGAACUCUCUGAGAUCCUCAAAGGGGAAAGGAAGUCAAAUAAAGUCUGUUGAUGGAAUGAAUUCAUUUGAUACGGAAGAAACUGUUCCUGGGAAGAAGAUAGAUGGUGGACAGUGGCAAGCAUUUCAAAAUUAUUUACUUAGAGAUGCUGUAGAGGAAGAACAUAGGACCGACCAAGGCAUGUUUUCAGUGGAAAAGGAGGUUCAAGGAAAGAGAAGGCCAAAUGGAGUGGGUGAAGAUCCUUUAGUUUUUGGUGGACGAAAAAUGGGUCAAUUCAAAGGAGGGAAUAAAACUGACAUGCAUAAAAUUAGUUCAAGUGGCUUUCGCAUGCCUAAAGCAUCAGAUGAUCAGUCUUUAAUUUCUAGAAGAGGUGGUCACUCUGCUGAUGGUAAGAUUUUCAUGGAUGGUCAAAUGGAUUUAAAUUCAACAGAAAUAGAUGGUAGGAGGGUGUAUAGGAGAACCACAAAUGAUGACUUUAUAAUAGAUAGACAACAGAUUCAAUCAGAUUUUAUGAAUUCUCCAUCAGAUCCACUUGCUGUUAAUGGGUUUGAACGUUCAUCAGACAGUUUGGAAAGAAAAUCAUCAAAUAAUAUAAAUGAUGAUUCCUACAUAGUUCCAUUCAGGUCAACUUCAGUCACUCAAGUUGGAAUUGAUGAUCGCAAUGUUAUCAAUAUGGAUUCUGAGUUCUUGUCACUUCAGAAAGCUGAAAAUAUAUCUGAUAGGGUUGAAAGCCAGGUCAACUAUGAACCAGAUGAUUUGAGUUUGAUGCCUAAUCGUGGAAUGUUAGAAAUGGGGUCAAUAGGUUAUGAUCCUGCUUUGGAUUACGAAAUGCAGGUUCAUGCUGUAGAUGGUAUUUCACUGGAUAAGAAAAAUAAAGAGAGCAUGCUGGGGUCUAAAGAGUCAGACAAGGUCCGAAAAUCAAAACUUAUUGCUGAUCCUUCAGAUAAAAAGAAGGCUGUAGGGCCAAUAAGGAAACGGAAACCUUCAAAACUGAGUCCUUUGGAUGAAGCAAAAGCCCAGGCUGAGAGGCUAAGAACCUAUAAAGCUGAUCUUCAGAAAAUGAAGAAGGAGAAGGAAGAGGCAGAGAUUAGACGACUGGAAGCAUUGAAGAUGGAGAGACAAAAGAGAAUCACUUCUAGAGGUAGCUCUGUUCCUGUUCAGUCAUCUGUGGUUGCACAAAGCAGGAAACAAUUGCCAUCAAAACUUUCCCCAAGCUCUUAUAAAGGAUCAAAGUUUACUGAUGCUGAGCCUGCAUCAUCAUCGCCACUACAAAGAUCCAUCAGGACUGCUUCUGUGGGAUCAGCUGAUUCUCACAAAGCCUCCAAACCCAGCAAAUUGAACACUGGAAGCCACUCCAGUGGAAAUAGAUCAAGCUGGUCAGUUUCAUCACUUGGUGAACCGAAGAAAGACAAUGGAGGUGUAACUCCUGAUGCAAAGGCAUCUACAGCAAGGAUUAGAAGAUUAUCAGAGCCGAAAACAAGUAGCAGCCCACAUGUUUCUUCAGUGAAGUCACGGAACUCUGAACCAUCAUCCAAGACAAAAGUAUCUGGAGGGCCUGAAAGCAAAAAAAUAUCAGCAAUUAUGAACCAUGAUAAAAGUAAGAUUGCAUCUCUUCCAGAGCUCAAAAUUAAAACAACUAAAGCCCCUGAGGUUACCCACUGCAAAUCAGGAGGAAAUGGAAUAACUCAGAAGGUGAAUGGAAGAAUUUCUUCUAUCACCGAUGUUACUGAACCAAAUAGGAACAAGGACAAAGUUUCACUUCAUAUUAAUGGGGAUGAAAGUACGGUAAUUGAGAAAACCGUUGUGAUGCUUGAAUGUGAGAAGCCCUCCAUACCCACAUUAAACUCAUCAGAAGGAACUGCAGCAGUACAGGAGGAAAAUGAUGGCAUCUUUAAAAUAGGGAGGAAAACUGAGAUGGUGUCAGAUUAUGCUGUCAUUCAUGCACCAGUUUCUUCACUGAAUGUUGAUGCAGUUGAUAAAGAACACCAGAUACAGCAAAGACCACAAGCUUAUGAGGUUCAAAAGGGAAAUGUGAGUAACACUGAGAAGGAAUCAUCAAAAUUUAUGAGCUCAAGUGUUACUGAAAAACCUUAUCAAGUCCCUUUUGCUCGGAUCUCUUCUUUGGAAGAUCCAUGUACUGAAAUUUCAGAGUAUGGCAGAGCACCUCCAACUAGCAUUCAGGCUGCAGCAACAGAGUUGGAGAGUAUUAUAGCUCUUGUGGUCGAUUCUAAGAACUUGAAAUUAGAAAAUAUUCCUGAAGUGUUGGAUAAGUCUCAGGUAAAGGAGUCAUCCAAAGGAUUUCGACAGCUGUUGAAGUUUAGAAGAAAGAAUCAUAGCUCAGCUACAAGCAAACAUGGUAUCAGAUCAGACAGUGUUGGUGUUAAUGGUUCUAAGGCUGGUGAGUUGGUUGCAAACACUUCUUCUUCUACUGAAGUUCAUACAUUGAAGAAUCUAAUCUCUCAGGAUGAGACCCCGAAAGCGGGCAAAACUCCACGGAAGUCUUCUCGCUUGUUUUCCCUGUUGUCACCAUUCAGAAGCAAGACUAGUGAAAAGAAGUUGACAGCUUUAUGAUGAAGGUGAAGCGUAAAGCUUGUCUUCUUUUCUGUGGAUCAUGAAUUUUUUUAAUCCUUAUUUGAAUGUGAAAAAAUAGGUACCAUUGAGAAUUUUUGUUGUAAAAAAUUUCUUUCAGCGGCCACAUUGGUUAGUUAAUGUUCUUGAGCUGAAUUGGUUCGUAGCAAAAUUUCCACAUGAUUAUAAGAACAUUUUUCCCCUUUUUUUUUUUUUUUGUAUCCAUA